Papaver somniferum (opium poppy) is the source of this 1149-nucleotide messenger RNA. RefSeq lists its product as uncharacterized. The record is from RefSeq and is a predicted model, not a curated record. Lineage: Eukaryota; Viridiplantae; Streptophyta; Magnoliopsida; Ranunculales; Papaveraceae. Bases 253 to 825 code for a protein of 190 amino acids. The transcript has 7 exons.
AGAAGAAGAUAAAGAAAAGCGUUUUAGUCAUGAUGCUCAAGUCUUCGUGGAAGAAACUCAAAGGGACUCGCACUUCAUCGUCCUCAUCAUCACAAUCAAAAUCACAGUAGUAAAGAUGAUAACAAAGUUCAUCAUCAUUAUCAUAGUCCGUCUGCCAAGUUAUUAGAUGAUUUUACUCAAGCUUCCAUGGUAAAUCUGAAGUCAGUUUUUUUUAACUAAUCAAUCAUUUUGGUUUAAUUUUUGACGCAGGAUAUGCAGGACAUGAAAAAAUGCAACGAUACCAUACUUUAUGCUGCUGCUGCGGCUGCGGCUGCAAAUAGCGCAUUUGUAUUUUCUGAAUCUCUGCGAGAAAUGGGUACUUGUCUACUGGAGCAGAAUGACGAUGGACAAAUUGUAAUUUUGGUUGCAGGUAAUGUUCUCCGAAUGCUGAUUAAAGUGCAAUUUGGACUUCAAGAACUUGUUGAUAGCUAUCGGUCUCAUAUUUUCCAGACAGCAACGUCAGAGUCCAUUCUAACUCAACUAAAAACAGUAGAGCAUAUGAAACAAUGGUGUGAUGAAAAAAGAAAUCUAUAUCAAGGCCUGUCGACUGCUCAAAGGGAAAAUGAAAAGACGAGAUCUUUCAAGGGUGAAACCGUUUCACUUCAGAAGUUGCAAGAAGCUUCUGAGGAAUACGAGCGGGAGGCGAUUUGUUUUGUUUUCCGGUUGAAUUCAUUGAAAGAACGACAAAACCAGAAUUUGCUAAAACAAGCUGUUCAGCACCAUGCUGCACAGAUUAAUCUUAAAGUUGCUAGAGGCAAUUGGCCCGGAAGUAAUAUUGGCAGUUGAACAUCAACACAGUGACUUUGUCUUGGAAGCUGGCUGCGGGGAAAGGCGUGCAAGCUUGAGUGGCACUCGUAAAAAUUUAUGGUGCACAUUGCCCUUGGAACCAAGGAAUCAUGAGAAAGAUCUAAGAUAUGAUAAAAAAGAAAGCAAUGUCAACAAAGCUUAAAACAAGUUACCUUCUCCUUUCUCAUCCCCGAGAAUAGGCAAGCUCCAUGAACUUCCGAGCCCACCGACUGCUAGAAAUGUACCACUAGUUCGUCACCCGGCUUCCUUGGGAAGAAGUCAAAACCUGUUUGCAGCAAUGGAUGAACGGUUGACGCCACGAAA